AUGAACGGCAUCAACGGCGCCAACAUGCCCGGCGGCAUGGUCCCGUUUCCCGCCCCGGCCGGCCAUCAGGCUGAGCUGAACUACAUCUACGGCAUGGUCGAGGAGCUGAGCCGGCAGCUGGCCGAGAACCAGCGCACGCUCGAGGAGGUCGUCGCCGGCGUGGGCCGCGUGCGCAGCCGCGCCAGGACACACUCGCUGAGCAACGACGAGCUGAUCAGCUCUGCGUCGGACGAGGUGAAGGCCCAAGAACCCAACCUCGACACACUUAUCUCCAUCCUCUCCGAAGCCCUCGAAAAAGCCAAAUUCUCACGCGACGCCAACGCGGCCCUCGCCUCGCAGUACGCGUCGGUGCUUUCGACCAUGCUGAAACAGUUCCAUGACUACAAGGCCCGGCAUGUGGCCGACGUGGCGGCCUGGCACCGCAGCUACCGCGCCCAGCUGGCCGAGGCGCGGGCCGAGAAUUGCGCGCUGCGCGAGCAGAUCUGGGAGAUGCAGGCGCGCGCGGGCCGGGCCAACGAGCUGCUGCGCAGGUUUCGGAGCCGCUACGAUGACGAUGCCGCGCGCUGGGAGCGCCGCGUCGAGGCGAAAGCCGUGCGGCAGGAGUUGCGGUUCUGGAAGAGGAUGGCGAUGCCGCACUUGAGCGAGGACGACCCCUGCUGGAGCGACGACGACGAUCUGAUUGAUGUCGCAGAGAAGAGGCGGCUCGAGGAGAUGAGCCGGUUGGCGGCGCAGCAGCAGUUGGCCGCAGCGGCAGCCGAGUUGGGGGAUAUUGUGGGUGGUGGUGGUGGUGGUGGGGUGGAGGACGGCGAUGUGCCGCCCGAGGUGCCGUCCGUGCCGGGGAUGGGUGGGGUGCCGAUGCAGAGGCAGGAUGGGGCGGUGAUGCUGUCGAUCCCGCCGCCCAGGCCGUCGAGUGUCGCGAGUAGUACGGGGUCGUCGGGGCAGUAA
Molecule: messenger RNA, 945 nt
Organism: Parathielavia appendiculata
Lineage: Eukaryota; Fungi; Ascomycota; Sordariomycetes; Sordariales; Chaetomiaceae
Exons: 2
Coding region: 1-945 (314 amino acids)
Source: RefSeq, a predicted model, not a curated record